AUGGGAACAGAUACUAUUUGCUUUGUCGUUGAUCCCGAACAUUACAAAGAUAUUCUCGUUACAAAAGCCAAAUUAUUUAGAAAACAUCCAUUAUUCAAUAAUUUAAAUAUUGAUUAUAGAGUAAAGAAUGUAUUCACUGAUUAUGGAGAUUCAUGGAAAAGAGAAAGGCGAUUGACACAACCAAGUUUCUCAGAUGAGAAUCUUGCGAAAAUAUUGAAAGAACAUGUGCACCGUAUUUCGAAUCGUUUGGUGGAAAAGAUUUGGGAAAGAAGAAAUUUGGAAAAUAAUUGUGUAGUAAUCAAUGAUUGGAUGAGAAGAGUCACUUUAGAUGUAAUUUCUCAAGAUGGAUUUGGAGCUCAGUUUGAUUGCCUGGGAAAUGAAAAAGAUAUUCUCCCUCUCAUUGCUAAAACUAUUGUUCAAGUUUAUUCUGCAGGACUAUUAUUUAACAGAAGAUAUAUUGAGCCGUUUACAAAGAUCUUUUUCCCAUCCAAGUACAAGUUAGUAUUCAAAGAAUGGCCUUCCAUUCUUCGAAACAUGGUUGAGAGCCGAGAAAAAGAGAUUGAACUAGAGCGAGAAAGUGGAGAGGUUUAUAAGAGUAACUUAAUUUCACAAAUGCUGCUUGCCCAAGAGGAGGAGCCAACAGAUGGUGUGAAAAAAGGCUUUACUAAGGAUGAAGUAAUUGCUAACUCUCAUGCAUUUAUGCUUGCAGGAGAUGAAACAAGCCAACAAACAUUGAUAUGGAUGUUCUACUUUGUUUCUAGUCAUGCACAUGUUCAACAAAAACUAAGAGAAGAAGUUAUUCGAGAGGUGCCACUUGAAGGAAUUGACUUUGAUCUCUAUCAAAACAAGGAAAAGCUCAUUUAUGCGAGAAAUGUUCUUAAUGAGACUCUAAGGCUGAAAGGCCCUGUUCAUACAAACACCAGAUACACUUUAAAACCAGUAGAAAUUGCUGGAAAAACCGUACCAAAGGGUGUGACAGUAGAAAUGAAGUUUUGCGUAUCACAAAUGGACAAAGAAAUUUGGGGUGAAGAUACUCUGCAAUUCUGUCCAGAAAGAUUUGAACGACCAGAAAUCAAAGAUCUGCUGAAGCAGAAUAGAUAUGUUUUCAUUCCAUUCAGUAUAGGCUCAAGAACAUGUAUUGGAAUGAAGUUUGCAGAAAUGGAAAUUUUGGAUGUGAUUUGUAGAAUGGUUAGGAAUUUUCGUUUCCAAUGCCAAAAUCAAAGGGAUGUUAGAGAGGUUGCAGGAAUUACACUUAAACCAGCAGAUGACAUUGUGAUCAAAUUAGAGAGGAUCGAGUUAUAA
Naegleria fowleri is the source of this 1302-nucleotide messenger RNA. RefSeq lists its product as uncharacterized. The record is from RefSeq and is a predicted model, not a curated record. Lineage: Eukaryota; Heterolobosea; Eutetramitea; Acrasida; Naegleriidae. The coding region runs from base 1 to 1302 and encodes 433 amino acids. Gene Ontology annotation, molecular function: monooxygenase activity; oxidoreductase activity, acting on paired donors, with incorporation or reduction of molecular oxygen; iron ion binding. The transcript is spliced from 3 exons.